Messenger RNA from Carassius carassius (crucian carp), 3252 nucleotides. RefSeq names its product copine-8-like. Gene Ontology annotation, molecular function: calcium-dependent phospholipid binding. The transcript is spliced from 20 exons. Gene Ontology annotation, cellular component: plasma membrane. NCBI's taxonomy places the organism in Eukaryota, Metazoa, Chordata, Actinopteri, Cypriniformes, Cyprinidae. The record is from RefSeq and is a predicted model, not a curated record. Bases 225 to 1907 code for a protein of 560 amino acids. Gene Ontology annotation, biological process: cellular response to calcium ion.
UGCAGCGUCACACACACUCUCUAACAUGCUCUACCACUCUAUAACACGCUCACACUCUCAUGGCAACAGAGGGGUCGCUGUUUCUGUUAUGGACUGAGAGAAGCACUUCUUAUCUCCUCGCAAUCUUGCAAAACCACAUAUGAAUUCGCUCGCGUAAAGAGGCGGUUGUGUCCAGCCUUUUUCGUAUAAAAGGUCUAAAGAAAAGAAACCUCACCAUAAACAGCAUGAGCAGUUGCAGUUUCCCGAGUAUGGCGACGAUAGACAACGCCACUAUUCCUCCCACAAAAGUUGAGAUUACAGUCUCAUGCAGAAACCUGCUUGACAAAGACACGUUUUCCAAAUCAGAUCCAAUCUGUGUCCUUUAUACCCAAGGCAUUGGCAACAAAGAGUGGCAAGAGUUUGGGCGGACAGAAGUUAUUGAUAACACUUUGAACCCAGAUUUUGUGCGAAAAUUCAUAUUGGACUACUACUUUGAAGAAAGACAGAACUUAAAGUUUGAACUGUAUGAUGUCGACUCCAAGAGCACCAACCUUUCAAAACACGAUUUCCUUGGCCAGUUCUUUUGUACAUUGGGAGAGGUGGUGGGUUCGACAGGUGGUCAUAUGGAGAAACCUAUUGGGGGGAUUCCAGGGAAGAAAUGUGGGACAAUUAUUGUGAAGUCAGAGGAGCUUAGCAACAGCAAGGAGUCUGCGACGAUGCAAUUUUGUGGCAACAAACUGGACAAAAAGGACUUCUUUGGCAAAUCUGACCCCUUUUUAGUGUUUAAUCGCACCAACGAGGAUGGAACAUUUACCAUUUGCCAUAAAACAGAGGUGGUGAAGUGCAAUCUGAACCCUGUGUGGCAAGCCUUUACAAUCCCUGUCAGAGCCCUGUGCAAUGGCGAUUAUGACAGAACGAUCAAGGUUGAAGUUUAUGACUGGAACCAGGAUGGCGGUCAUGAAUUAAUUGGAGAAUUCAGCACAAGCUACAGAGAACUGAAAAGAGGCCAGUCAGAAUUUAACGUGUAUGAGGUCAUAAACCCCAAGAAGAAAGCCAAGAAGAAAAAUUAUCACAACUCUGGAACUGUGACACUGCGGUCGUUUUUCAGUGAAAUUGAAUUCACCUUCCUGGAUUACAUGAAAGGCGGAACUCAGAUUAAUUUCACGGUGGCGAUUGAUUUCACAGCUUCUAAUGGCAACCCAGCCCAGCCCAAUUCCCUCCAUUACAUUAAUCCCUAUCAGCCCAAUGUCUACAGCUUGGCACUCAGAGCUGUGGGGGAGAUCAUACAGGACUAUGGCAGCGACAAGAUGUUCUCCGCACUGGGCUUUGGAGCCAAACUGCCUCCUGAUGAAAGAAUAUCCCAUGAUUUUCCCCUGAAUAGAAACCCUCAGAAUCCAUGUUGCAAUGGCAUUGAUGGAAUCAUUGAGGCUUAUUACCAGAGUCUAAAGUCCAUCAAGCUCUGCGGACCUACCAACUUCUCGCCUGUCAUUAACCAUGUAGCAAGAUACGCUGCCCCUGUAAAGGACGGAUCACAGUACUUCAUCCUCCUCAUCAUCACAGAUGGAGUGAUAUCAGAUAUGGCUCAGACAAAGGAGUCCAUUGUUAAUGCUGCAUGUCUUCCCAUGUCAAUUAUUAUUGUUGGAGUUGGACCAGCCGAGUUUGAUGCCAUGAUCGAGCUGGAUGGUGAUGAAGUCAGAAUCUCAUCGAGAGGCAGAAAUGCUGAGAGAGAUAUCGUACAGUUCGUUCCAUUCAGAGAUUACAUUGAUCACACUGGGAAUCACAUCCUUAGCAUGGAAAGCCUAGCCAAAGAUGUUCUUGCUGAAAUCCCAGACCAGUUCCUAUCCUAUAUGAAGACCAGAGGAAUCAAGCCAUCUCCCACUCCCCCUCCGUACACAUACCCAGGACAUCCAGUGCAAACUCAGAUCUAAAAUGGCCCAGGAGUAAGCCUUGCAGUAUCUCAGUAUUGCUCUCUCAAUCACUCAGUGAGAUUAAGUUUUCCUCAGCCUUUCUGUCCCUUUCUUUUUGCACUAUGGGGGAUGUAGAUGGACAACAUGGUUAGACAGGGUUCUGAAAACAGGUUUACUUCCAUCAUGUCUCAGUUUCUCUCUCUGUCUCAAUGCCUGGCUAGCUUUUUUCUGAGGGCCUUAUUGUAGAAUGAACUUCAUAUUUCUGGCUUACUGUGAAAAGAAGGAUGAAGUUGUAUGAGGGUAAAGAAAGACAAAAAAUUGAGCUGAUGAUGUUGCACCCUGUCUCAGAACAGAAGAGCAGCUUCCUCUUCCUCAGACCAGGAAAAUUCUAACGAAUCACCAGUCGCAAAUAGACUGUUGUAUAUAACUUCAAAAGUAGACUUCUUCCAUCGUUUCUUAUCUUGUUAUCUCUUUCUUCUCUGAGCUCUCACUCAAUGUUUACAUGUUAAUGAUUUUCUUACUGUUGGAUCUAACUUUUAUAAGCAUAUAUCUUCAACAUGAACUUUGCCAUGUAAAUCCUUGCAGCAUGUUAUUUUUGCCAUGUCCAUCAGGUGGCAUGGGCUGGUGUCGUUCCAGAAAACCACAUUUCUUGCAUGGAAAUGGUGUGCCCAGGCAUUCGAUGUAUGUUGUGCAGUAUUCAUGUUAUUUAGCCUUUUCUUAUUCUCUCUUUUCUCUCACUCACUUUCUCUUCGUUUUCUUUUUUUCCCGAUGUAAGCACAAUAGAUGGGCACCUCAUCAUUGUGUAAAAAGAACCUCACAAGACUCACCGUGCUUCAUUACAAUUAGAUCUGAGCAGCUGCUCAAGAGCCCAGUGGUCAAAAACACGGAUACCAUUAUUAUUAGAUGUCUUGUUUUUAUUGUUAUUAUUUUAAGUCUUAUGUUAAAGUAUUGUACGGAUGUUUUGUACUUUUCUGUUAAUUUGGUGAUGCUAUAUAAUCUUUUUCUAAUAGCAUGUGGAUUCAUCCAUCAUAUUUGAUCUUCACCUGGUAGAGUUGCCCAAAGAUAGUGUCAAAAACACAAAGCUUAUCAUGAAAUCCUUCUUCUUGGAUUUCACUGUGAAUAUUUAAGUGUUGAGACCUGAUAAGAUGCAGAAUUAUACACCUAAUUUAAAUGUUUUUGAUCCUAUUAUUUUAGAAAUGAGCUCUUAGUAUUAGGAAAAUAAUUAUUUAAAGUCUUCAAAACUCAUCUUUUCUCUCCUCAACCAAAUAGUCACAGAAACUGGAACAAUAGUUCAAAACAUGACUGUUGUCGUUUGUUUCUAGCAAAUGAAUGAAGUGAAUCAUAUUGACUCCUGGUUUAUUAUGAU